This is a messenger RNA of Carica papaya (papaya), 1809 nucleotides long. RefSeq names its product RING/U-box superfamily protein. Gene Ontology annotation, molecular function: ubiquitin protein ligase activity. NCBI's taxonomy places the organism in Eukaryota, Viridiplantae, Streptophyta, Magnoliopsida, Brassicales, Caricaceae. The record is from RefSeq and is a predicted model, not a curated record.
AGAAAAGCAAAAGCUGGUAUUCAACAGAUUCCAGAGUCUGUGUUCAGUGUGUGCCUGUUUUGAUUAGCCAAUUCCCACAAAUUCCAACUCCAACAACAAGACAAACCAGAGUCCCCACCCCCAACCAAACUCACACAAAAUAUUAAAUUUUUAUAUCAAUUAAAACUUACCCACAAAACGAAUUUUGUUCUUCAUAACUUAUAAUCAAAUUUUCAUUUCUCUCCCUCCACUACCCUGAAUUUUCUCCCCGUCUUCUUCUUCUUCUUCUUCUCCUAUUCUCUCUUCUGUUUUCAACUUGUUUAUCAUUUGUUUCUAAAUUCAAGUUUUCAACCCCUUUCUUCUCAAAUCUAUCUUCUUUCUAGAUAACGGCCAUGCCAGUAGUUUUAGAGAGUUCAUCCUCAUCAUCUCCCUCAACUAUGUCAGAGCAUAUCAAAAUGAGAAGACCCAAAAACCAAAUCACUGCUGAACCAGAUCCAAACCCACAAAUCCCAUCAAUUAUCCAAUCCACUCGUACCAAAUCCACCAUAUCCUCUCUCUUCCUCUCCACUUUCUCCUCCUACGAAACCACACCCACAACCUCUAACGCCAAGAAGAAGACCAACAAUUUCACUCAGACCACGUUCAGGGGACUUGGGUGCGCCGCGGCUGCGUCGCAGCAGGUGUCUGUGCCUGCUGUGAUUCGCACAUCUGCGGAUUGGGAUUCGAAGAAGGUGAAGAAGAAGAAGAAGAAGCACCAGCAGCUGAAGAAGAAUGGGAACAAUCAGAGUACCAUUAGCAAUGGUACGAUGAAGACUAGUGGGGAAAAUAAGGGAAUUGAUGGUGGUUGUGUGGUGAUACAAGAUGUUUGGUGUGCUCCGGGGAUUGGGUUCUCGACUGAUGCGGUGGUUGACGGGUCGGUGGAUUGCGUUGUGUCGGCACCAAGAAGGAAUGUGUCUGGUAGAGGGAAGAUUGACGGAGAGAAAAUCAAUAAUAACCACAGAGAGCAACCUUUCUUUCCGCGGAGAACAGUCACACCCGAAGCUUUCUCAUUCCUGGAUUCUGAUUCCGUCUUUGUGUCUACACAUUCUGAACCAGAUGUAUUUGGUGCUAGGUAUAACCGCCAUGUUCGACAUCCUUCUCCUGAUGGUCUCGCCGAGAUAAUGAUGCUCCAAAAUAGUCUACUUAUGGGAGGAAGAUUCGAAUCACAUGACAGGUUCCGUGACUGGAGACUUGAUGUGGAUAACAUGACAUACGAGCAACUGCUCGAGCUUGGUGAUCAAAUUGGUCAUGUGAGUACCGGAUUGAAAGAAGACGAUAUAAGCCACUGCCUCCGGAAAACGAAGAACUCAAUUCUUAACAGCCUGCAGACAAAUUCGUGCGCACAUAUUGAUAAGAAGUGCAUAAUCUGUCAAGAGGAAUAUGAAGCAGAUGAUGAGAUGGGAAAGCUGAAUUGUGGACACAGCUUUCACAUUCAGUGUAUAAAACAAUGGCUUUCACAGAAGAACAGUUGCCCUGUCUGCAAGGCUGCUGCCAUGGCUCGGCCCUAGUGCUGCCGGAUUCUGGUUCAGCAAAAGAUGGUUUUUGACCCAACUGGGUGUUUAUCCCUCUACUGGGGUGUAUAGAUAUGAUUUUGAAUACCAUAAGCAAGAAUUCGUUCAUUGGUUUGAAGCCUUCAAAUUCAGUAUUUGGUUUUCACAUGAUGGGCUAUUUUUGUAGUAUGACAGAAUCACGUUGAGUGAAUUGAUGAUUCUGGAAUUGGAUGGAAAAUCAUGCCGUGUCUUGAGUUUUCUCCAAAAUGAUAUUCUUAUAUUAUUGGUCUUUUUUCUGCAA